AUGACCGCCAUGGCAAGUGGCUCAAAAGAUGCCAUCGAACACUGGAAUAACUGGCCCAACGAAAAAGGCUUCGACCCGGAGUACGAGCAACCAAAUCCUAUCGAGCUGGAGAUGACUGGCCACAUCCCAAACUAUGCAGCUGGCACAUUAUAUCGGACGGGCCCGGGCAAAAGCCAAGUGGAAACGGAACAGGGUCACGUCUUCAAGCUGUCCCACUGGUUCGAUGGCUUCAGCCAGACGCACCGCUUUCAAAUCAUAGCACCAGACGCUUUCGACUCACCUCUUCGAAUUCUCUACAACUCUCGCUUCUCAACAGACAAGCGCAUAGAGUAUAUCCGGAAGACCGGAUCCCUGAACAUGAUGUCUUUCGGCCAGAGACGCGACCCAUGCAAGGCCUUGUUCAACAAGGCACAGAGCGAAUUCGUGCCUUCCAAGGGACCAUCCACUACCAAUGUCGGCGUGACGCUCUCAGUCAAUAUGCCGGGCUUUGAUCACCGAGCCGAAGAGUCUGCGGAUCGAUGGACCGGGUCCAAGGGGAUUCGAAAUUUGUAUGCGAAGACCGAUUACAAUGAGUUUAAGAGGUUGGACCCAGAGACUCUGGAGCCGAUUGGUUUGGCGACGCAGACGCAGCUUCAUCCGGAGUUGGUGGGACCAUUGACGGCUUCUCAUCCGCGCUCUGAUCCGGUGACGGGCGAUGUAUUUAAUUUCAACCUCGAGGUUGGAGCGGCUUCGACAUAUCGUGUCUAUACGGUCUCUGCCACCACCGGCAAAACGAGCAUCCUCGCUACCUUCUCAGGAAACCCGGCCUAUUUGCACUCUCUGCUGAUUACCGAGGACUAUGUUCUGCUUUGUGUUUGGAACUCUCACAUUAACCCGCUGAAGCUUGCCGAUGGAUUUUUCAGGGAGUCGAUUCUUCCGACCGAUCCCUCAAAGCCAGCAACAUGGUAUGUGAUUGACCGCAAGCAUGGUCAAGGACUAGUCGCCACGUAUGAAGGGCCGGCCUUCUUCUGCUUCCACACGAUCAAUGCCUGGCAAGAGCCAUCCCCCGAGGAACCGUCAAAAAUCGACAUUGUGGCCGAUCUCGUGAGAAUGGAUACCUCAGACUUCAUCGAUCUCCUCUACUACGAGUACAUGAAAUCGUCACUUCCAAGUGCCAAAGAAUCCAUUGCAAACAGGAAAGACCACCUCCUCUCCACCAUCACACGCUUCCGUCUCCCAGCCUUGCCACCAACACCAACUUCUGAGAUUCAGAAAGCAAGCGUGGAGUGGUCCGCGUGCAAAGAGCUAUCUCCUGAAUUGCCGACAAUGAACCCCAACUUGGGCACCAAGAGACAUCGAUAUAUCUACUCGACUACCUUCCGCGGAGAAGCGACGCUGACAGACGGCAUCAUGAAAUUCGACUGUGACAAACAAGAGUCUCAACUGUGGGCAUGCCAUGGCCAUUCACCCGGUGAGCCGAUCUUCGUCGCUAACCCGGAUGGCACGAGUGAAGACGACGGUGUUCUUCUGAGCGUGGUCCUUGAUGGCAUGCGAGGAACAAGUUAUCUACUCUGCCUCGAUGCUCGGAAUUUGAAAGAACUGGGUCGGGCGCACGUAAAUGGGGCAAUUGGAUUUGGUUUUCAUGGACAGCAUGUUCCUAUUCAGGGUCUGCCUACUGGUGAUUACUAG
Penicillium argentinense is the source of this 1668-nucleotide messenger RNA. Its product is annotated as carotenoid oxygenase family protein. The coding region runs from base 1 to 1668 and encodes 555 amino acids. The record is from RefSeq and is a predicted model, not a curated record. Gene Ontology annotation, molecular function: carotenoid dioxygenase activity. NCBI's taxonomy places the organism in Eukaryota, Fungi, Ascomycota, Eurotiomycetes, Eurotiales, Aspergillaceae. Gene Ontology annotation, biological process: carotene catabolic process. The transcript has 2 exons.